This is a messenger RNA of Gambusia affinis (western mosquitofish), 5117 nucleotides long. It is a transcript of the gene cntn3a.1, whose product is annotated as contactin 3a, tandem duplicate 1. Gene Ontology annotation, biological process: axon guidance; cell-cell adhesion. The coding region runs from base 759 to 3875 and encodes 1038 amino acids. Gene Ontology annotation, molecular function: protein binding. Gene Ontology annotation, cellular component: axon; plasma membrane. The transcript is spliced from 24 exons. NCBI's taxonomy places the organism in Eukaryota, Metazoa, Chordata, Actinopteri, Cyprinodontiformes, Poeciliidae. The record is from RefSeq and is a predicted model, not a curated record.
UCGUGCUGCCGGAGCGGCACUCUCGGAUUGGAGACCGAUGCAAGUCAGACUGCUAACCCGUCCAAAAAUAAAUGAAACACAAAUGUCAUACGGUGAAAUGUAAAGACAUUUGGAAGCGCGGAAGUCCUCGUCUGAAGCCGCCACAGCGGGCUGGGUUUGUGGGUAACCCGCCACCCAGCCUGCCUGCCUGCAGGGGAUGCGAGCAGAACCGUCGGGGGAACCAAUGCGUGUGUCGGAGGAGACAAGCAGGGCGCAUCGGAAGGGAGAGCUUAGAAAGCAACUGUUUUGACUUCGAGAACAUUUAUCUUUUGACAGUAGAAAGAAAUGCUCGCCAACAUUUUUAGUUAAAGCGAGAGAAGAGUUAGAGGGAACCGUUUUUUGUUUUUUUUCGAGAGAGAAAAAAAAACAAAAAAAAAAAAACUUAAAACUAUCGCUUUGGACUCGGAUCCAGAUGGGAGCUGCGGGGCUGGAGCCGACAGGAGAUGAACGAUGGAUAUACUGAAGGGGAUAAGCAUCAGCAAGCACCGCUGGAGAUGUAUUCCGGAAUAUUUGCGCUGCAACCCAUCUCCAAAUUCUCAUUAUGAAUGGACACGUUUCCAAUGUCACUCGCUCAGAGAGGCUGAGGCUGAACUUGGAGUUCAUUGUGCCUCACUGACUGCAGCCUGAUGAUGAACAGUGAACAUUACUGGAGAGGACAAAGCCAGAAUUCUAUGCACAUGUGAUUGGAUCUGAGCUUGCUCUGACCUGAGACCAUUAAAAUGGAGUUGCUAUGGAAACUCAUAGUGCUGCUGUCAUUGGUGGAGUAUCUGACAGGAAGUGGAGUCCUGCUAAGGCCCGUAUUCACUAAGCAACCAGGCAGUGUGGUGUUUCCCAUUCAGCCUGGCGAGAAUCGCAGAGAGGUGGUGUUUAGCUGUGAGGCCCAAGGACACCCACCGCCCUUCUACAGGUGGAUGCUAAACGACUCCUUCAUCCUGCCCAUGCCGGGCUCACGUUUCUCCCUCAUGGGUGGGAACUUACACAUCACCAAUCUGAAUAAAGACGAAGACGUGGGCAUCUAUCAGUGCUUUGCAUCAAACUCGUUUGGCACAAUUAUCAGCAGAGAGCCAGUCUUCAUGUUGCUUUGCAAACACAUAAGGUUUGAAAAAUGCCGCGUUGUCAAAGACUCGACAGAUGAGCAUGUUAAUGCACCGACUGAAGGAGCACAUGGAGAUGUAGCAGGAUGCAACCGUUCAAAAGAUUGGAUGGAAACAGGCGAAAAGGGAAAACUGUUCAUGCAUCAAACAGAACUCACCUUCACGUGGAUCUUCAACGAGUACCCAUCUUUUGUCGUCCAGGACACGCGUCGAUUUGUCUCCCAGAAGACGGGCAACCUUUACAUUGCUAAAGUGGAACCCUCUGAUGUGGGCAACUACACGUGUGUGGUCACCAACAUGGUCACCAAAAGCAGCGUUCAGGGACCACCGUCACCUUUGGUCCUCCGGCUUGAUGGUGUGAUGGGUGAAUACGAACCAAAAAUUGAAGUGCAGUUCCCUGAAGUUGUCCCCGUCGCUAAGAGCUCAAUCGUCAAACUUGAAUGUUUUGCACUUGGAAACCCAGUGCCAACCAUAAGCUGGAAAAGAGUUGACGGGGCCCCUUUUGGCAGGAAGGUGGACUUGAAUAAAGCCAGCGGAGUUUUAGAGAUCCCUUAUUUCCAACAGGAGGAUGCAGGGAUGUACGAAUGCAUGGCAGAAAACAGCAGAGGAAGAAACUCGGUUAAAGGAAAGCUGUCUUUCUAUGCUCCACCUCAGCUGACGGAGAAGCCUCAGGAUGUUCAGAAGACCAUCGACGACACCCUAGUGUGGGAAUGCAAAGCCAGCGCCAAGCCAAAACCCUCGUACCGCUGGCUGAAGAACGGAGAGCCCCUGGAUUACAUGGAGCAGGACAGAGUUCAGGUGAAUAACGGAGUGCUGACAAUCAACAACUUGAAUCUGGCUGACGUUGGAAUGUACCAAUGUGUGGCGGAGAACAAGCAUGGCCGCAUCUUCACCAAUGCUGAGCUCAGAGUCAUUGCUAUUGCUCCCGACUUCUCCCAAAACCUGUUGAAGACACAAACAUUGGCCCGACAGGGCGGCGAUGUCCUGAUCGAAUGCAAGCCCAGGAUGUCUCCUCGCGGCGUGAUUUCAUGGAGGAAGGGGAACGAAGCCCUGCGCGAGAGCCACAGAAUGAUGGUGCUGGAUAAUGGCAGCCUGCGGCUAUCCAAUGUCACUAAAAUGGAUGCUGGGAUCUAUACAUGUGUAGCCAGAAACCAGUUUGGAGUAGCGAGCAGCUCUGGAAGCCUUUUCGUUAAAGAGGCAACCACAAUCACGAGUCCAGCAGGGCACCUGGAUGUGACCGUUGGCGAGAGCAUUGUGCUGCCCUGCCAGGUUUCACACGAUCCGACUCUAGAUCUGAAGUUCACCUGGUUCUUCAAUGAGCAGGUCAUCCACUUUGGAAGUCAAGGGGCCUACUUUGAAAAAGUCGGUGGGCGUUCAGCAGGUGACAUCAUGAUCCGGAACAUCCAGCUGAGUCAUGCUGGGAAAUAUACCUGUGCAGUUCAGACCAAGGUGGACAGUGUGUCCAUUGCUACAGAUGUAGUGGUCAGAGGUCCUCCAGGCCCACCUUUGGACUGUCAGGUCACUGAGAUGACUGAGACUACUGCCUCUCUUUCCUGGAGGCCAGGGUUGGACCACCACAGUCCCCUCCUCAGCUACACCAUCCAGGCUAGAACACCCUUCUCUCUUGGAUGGCAAACCGUCGCCACCGUUCUAGAACCGUUAAAGGGAAAACAGCUCUCGGCCACAGUCACUGACUUGAGUCCCUGGGUGGAUUAUGAGUUCAGAGUUUUGGCAACCAACAGUGUUGGAACAGGAGAGCCCAGCAAACCCUCAAAGAAGAACCGCACCAAAGAAAUGCAGUCGUCUGUCUGUCAUCUCCUGCCUGCUCAGCCGGUUCCUGAGGAGAUGCAGGGUGGUCCGGGCUUUGGCUACGUGGUGGCGUUCCGCCCACUUGGGGCUCAGGGCUGGAUGCAGGCUGCCGUUACGUCCCCUGAUGCCUCAAGAUACGUAUUUAAAAACGAGACCAUCCCUCCCUUCUCCCCUUAUCAAGUCAAAGUCGGCGUUUACAACAACAAGGGCGAAGGACCUUUCAGCCCGGUUACUACCAUCUACUCAGCAGAAGAAGAACCCAGCAGAGCUCCAGUGAGGCUCAGGGUGAGGAGUGUUUCAGCAUCUGAAGUGGAGGUCACCUGGAAGCCGCUGGCGUGGAGCAACAGCCGCAGACGUAUCCUUGGCUACGAGCUGCUUUACUGGGGAGAGAAGGAAAAGCCGGAUGCAGCCAGUGUGGUCAGAACAGAGGGGAAUAAAACAUCAGUACUCAUCAGGGAUCUGGAGGGCAGCAGUACCUAUUACAUGUCCCUGCGGGCCUAUAACAGUGCCGGAGUGGGUCCACAGAGCAGCAUAGUCAAUGUCACGACCAAGAAACCACCUCCCAGUCAAGCCCCAGUUAAAAUCAUGUGGAACACUUCCAACUCCAAAGUCAUUCUGAGGUGGGACCAGGUACACGCCUUGGAGAAUGAGUCCGAAGUCACGGGAUACAAGGUGAUGUACAGCCAGGACAAACACAGCCGCCCUAGCGUGGUGGAGACCAACAACACCUCCUUGGAGUUGUCGCUCCCAACCAACCAAGACUAUGUCAUCCAAAUUAAACCUUUCAGCGAGGGAGGGGAGGGCAUCAGCAGUCGCCAGAUUACCAUUCCUAAAGUGGAAGGUUCCAUAGCGACGGGAGCAGCUCCGAAGUCCUUGGGAUUUCCAGCGGUGAGCUUUGGAGCUGUAGUUCUCACAGGCAGAAUGCUGCUAUGACAAACACCCAGAAAUUACAGCUUCUUAUUCAGAGUGGAAGGACAGCAGGUCAGAGACGACACAAGGCCUGAAGCCUAAUUUCCCUUCUCCACCCUACCAUGUCUCUCCUCUCUGGCCCACAAAAGGUCUUCUUUGUGAGGAAGAUCCUUUUCUUCACUUUUCUAAAGUGGUUGCUGAAAGGAAGCGCCGCUUUCAGAAUUUGCUUUUAUGGAACCGAAAGGGACGCCUUGACUCGACUGACUCCAGCCUUUUUUGAAGAAGAGUUUUUCUCAUCUACUUUCUAACUAGUGGAUAUUCUUGUAUGUUUUUCACCUUGGCGGAUAAAUUAGGACAUGUACAUGCUUUCCCAAAGGAGUUGUGCGGGUUCUUUUCUAAAAGGAGUUAUUUAGUGGGUGUACCACUGAGCUUUUCCUUCAGAAAACAGAACUGAGAGUGGAGGCGACCUACAUCGCUUAUUUGCUUAUCUAAAGUGGAGAUUUACUGAAGCUUGAUUGGAGGUAUGAAGUCUUUCUCUUUGAGAGGAAAUGAUCAUCCCAUCAAAUGGAAUAAAAAAAAAAGAAAAUGGGGAUUAAGCUUCACUGCUUUAAAACAAGACAGAAUUUGGGACCUUUCUGUUCUUUCCCGCUUCAAUUCCUGACAUUACAAGUUGCCAUGAAACUGACUGGAACCAAAGUGGCUGCCACAGUGCAGCUAUACCUGUUGCAUCGUGGGAAAAGGCAGCCUGUACUCAUAUCGCUUAAUUUCUAUCAAGCAGCUGGCUUGUGUAAAUGUCCCAUCUUGCUCCAUCAUCAGUGUAUAACCAAGACAUACAUGUAUGAAAUCCUCAGGUCCCAAAUGAGCCUUAAGUCUUAUGAUUACCAUCCGACUUAUCAUUCAGGACUACGUUUGUUUUUGUUUAUCCACCCUGUAUCUUAGCUCUCUCUGAAUCAUAUCUUUGAAUGUUUCGAACCUUGGGGGGGAAAACUAAAUGCUUUUUGUCGUCUUUCUGUCCUGAUGAGCAUUGUUAUACAAUAUGUGGUCCCGUUUUCUGACUUUUCUAGCAUAGUUUAUAUCAAAACCAGCUCAGUGUUUCGCUGUCGGUUGGUCAGUGUGUGUGUGUGUGUGUGUGUCUAGCACACACACACACGGUUUGAAAGAAUCAGUCUGCUUUGAAUAAAGAUCAUGUCAUUUUCCUCAUUUCUGUCCCCGUUGUAACGUUGGGCCAAAUGUUCUUUAAAUUAAAAGUGAUGCCUUUCUUUUCGC